AUGUGGCGGUGGCGGGCGGCCGCGCUGCCGCGCUGGGCCCGGGCGCUGCGCAGCUCCGCCGCUCUGGGCGGCUCCAGGAACCUGCUGAAGAAAAUGCUGCGCAAGAAGAAGAAGAAGCUCUGGUACGACAGCCCUACCCUGGGGUCCAGAAUGAUGCUCAAACCGACCGAGGUGGCCUGCCCGCCGCAGGGUGAGCAGAGGAGAGCCAGGAAAGAAGACAGCAUCCGCUGCAGGGUCCUGAACAGCCUGAUUCACAAGGCCCUGACAGACAUGAUGACCACCUGUGAGAUCAGCCAGGAGCUCUAUGACCUCCAGCUGGACAUCUGCAAGGUGUCCCUGGCCUCCAACUUCUCAGCCUGCCGCAUCUACUGGAACCCUGCAGCCACCACGCAGGAGGAGAGCUACGUUGAGAGGGUCCUGCAGAAGAGUGCCCCCCGCAUACGGUACCUCCUGACCAGCCGGCAGAUCGUGGGCAACAUGCCCCCAGUGGUGUUUGUGAAGGACAGGGAAGGUGCAGCUGUGAGAGAGGUUGAGGAGUUACUCUCAGUUGCUGACUUUGGACCUCCACAGGAAGAAACAUUGCCUCAGGAUGAGUCUAGGGAGCUGCUGUCCUCAGCAGCUCAGCCUGCAGAGCCUCCCCUGCGCCCCAGUCUCUUCGGUAUUGAUCACGCAGCGCUCCAUAAGCAGAUCAUGGACUACAAGAGGCUGAAGGUGUCCAGAGAGGCGGGGGGCAGUGCCUGGACAGAGGAGCAGAAGCAGCAGCUGAGCAGGGUGCAGAAGCAAAGGAAGAAGCAGCCAUCAGGGGAGCCUCCUGAUGAUGACCUCACCCCGCAGCAGUACCUGCGGGGCAGGCAGGAGGCUGAGCACUGCGACGACACCGGACUGGCUGCGGACUGUGAGCAGGAGGAUGACCUGCAGGAGGAGGCAGAGGAGCUGGGCAAAGCUCUGGGCCAGCCUGCUGACAAACUGCCCUGAAGAGGCCACUCCUGCUGUGGAGGGGAGGCUGCCAAGAGCAGAACCUCCAGCGAGAUCCUGAAGGGUCUGUUUGUGCAGCCUGUGGGCAGG
Molecule: messenger RNA, 1065 nt
Organism: Dryobates pubescens (Downy woodpecker)
Lineage: Eukaryota; Metazoa; Chordata; Aves; Piciformes; Picidae
Gene: RBFA
Product: ribosome binding factor A
Exons: 7
Coding region: 1-975 (324 amino acids)
Biological process (GO): rRNA processing
Source: RefSeq, a predicted model, not a curated record